Aspergillus ruber CBS 135680 is the source of this 1089-nucleotide messenger RNA. RefSeq lists its product as uncharacterized. Bases 423 to 1043 code for a protein of 206 amino acids. The transcript has 2 exons. The record is from RefSeq and is a predicted model, not a curated record. NCBI's taxonomy places the organism in Eukaryota, Fungi, Ascomycota, Eurotiomycetes, Eurotiales, Aspergillaceae.
UUGUUGCCCAGCCACCAGCCAAGCUGACACUCGCCCAGCCUCCUCAAUUGAUCGAAAAAAGAACAACACGAGUAUUAAUCUGGUAAAUGAUUUUUCUUUCUGGGGUACCUGCCUAUCACUCCAUUUUUCUUCUUCCUACUCUGUACCUUUCGUCCCUGUUCUCUACACGGUGCAAUUGUGGUUGUAUUGUUUUGGUUGUACAGUGUAUAAGAUAAACAGCCACUGUCGCUAUACAGAGCGCUCCGUACAACUGCAGAACAUUUUGACAUCAACAAUACUGUCGAAUCUGCAUCUUGCAUGUCGCAUGCCGCGUGAUGAGGUGAAGUUUCAAUAGAAUAUUCUCACUGCAUUCCGGACACAAUCGACACUUGCAUCCCUUCUUCUGGUAAACGGUACUCGACAACGGACCACACAGAAGCAAAAUGAUUGGGACCUUGUUUUUCAUCUUCGACCGCUUGGUCGAGAUCGUCUUCUUGAUUCCGAUCAUUGGAAUGCUGGCCUACUUCAUCGACGGCUUCCUCAAAGCCAACAUAAUCACCCCAGUCUACAUCCUCGUCCUCUUCAUCGUCAGUGUCAUUGCCGUCUUCUGGUGCUUCGACACGAUGAUCCGCCAUGCUACUACAAAGCGCUCCGCAAUCUUCGUCUCCUUCGUCGACCUCCUCUUCUUCGGCGCCUUUAUCGCCGGCGUCUACGAAUUGCGCUUCAUCGCUAACGCCAACUGCGGCAACUGGCACGGCGAUGGCGAAUACGUUUCCCUAGGUCCGUUCGGGCUCUACGGCGCACAAACAGGGAACCCGCUAGCGAAUGAUCUGAACAAGACCUGUGCGAUGCUGAAGGCGAGCUUUGCAAUGGGGAUCAUGGAGGUGAUUUUCUUCUUCUGGUCUGCGCUCUGGGCACUGUGGAUUUGGAGGGGUCAGCCUAGGCCGGUGGCAAGGAAGGAAGUGAGGGGUUCAUCGUCGUCGAGGCGCAGGAGUCAUAGUAGUCGACGGGGACAUGGAAGUCGGGCGAGGAGCUCGAGUCGGAGACCGCAUUAUGUCGUCUAGGCUGUGACGUUCAUUUACUUGGUCUGCUAAGAUGCGGGAUCUAUGA